UCACUUGCCUAUGGGCGCAGCGUCACCGUCACAUGGGGCAGUGUAUUGGGCCGUAAAGCGCCGCCGCGGUGUGACUAGCGGGUAGUACUGCCCGGACGCUGCAGCUUUUACACAGAGAGGGGGUUACAGAGCAGUUUAUAUUUGCAGAUCUCAUCUUUCUGAGUUCGGAGGGCUCUAAGCUGCAAAGAAAGCUUCACCCACUUGGCCAUGUCUGGUUAUGAGGUCUCUGUUCAGGCUCUAAAUGAUCUGCUAGCAGAAGAAGAUGGCGGUUACUGCUUUCCAUCAGAACAUUUCAACGAGGUGUUUCCCAAAAUUUACGUGGGUGAUGCGGUUAUUGUACAAAAUGUCAUGAGACUGAGGCGUCUACGCAUUACUCACAUUAUUAAUGCUGCUGAAGGGAAUUCUUUCAUGCAUGUAAAUACAAAUGCAGCCUACUACAGUGGGACAGGCAUUGCUUACCUUGGAAUUAAAGCCGACGACACACAGCAUUUUGAUCUCAGUGUUUAUUUUGAAGAAGCCUCUGAUUUUAUCAGCCAAGCUCUUUCUCAAAAAGAUGGUCGUGUGUUUGUACAUUGCCGAGAAGGCUAUAGCCGUUCUCCAACUCUGGUCGUGGCUUACCUUAUGCGGCAUCAAAAGAUGGAUGUAAAAACUGCACUUACUACAGUUCGACAGAAGAGAGAGAUUGGCCCUAAUGAUGGUUUUCUAAAGCAGCUUUGUCAGUAUAAUGAAAAACUAGACAGGGAGCGUAAAGACAAAAAAUAAUUCUACCCUAAAGCUUCGCAAUAUUUUACUGAAAAUAAGUAUUCUGAUAAAGGGAUCAGAUUGUAAGCUCUUACAAGCACGCCCAUUAUAACCCUUUUGUAAAGGUCAAUGGGGCUUAUUUAUCAACACUGUAUGUAAUUUAUGGUGCAUUCAUCCAUAUAUUGUACAGCAUAUAUGUUGGCACUUUAUAAAUGUAUAUCUAUUUAUUCUAUGCCUCCUGCUACCAUUUAAAUGUCUGCACACAGCAUUUACUGGUUUCUAAACAAUGCAAACCAAAACACUAUUUAACCUUUUCACUGCCAGCUGAUGUACUGCAUUAAAUUUGCAUUCAGAGGCA
Molecule: messenger RNA, 1099 nt
Organism: Xenopus tropicalis (tropical clawed frog)
Lineage: Eukaryota; Metazoa; Chordata; Amphibia; Anura; Pipidae
Gene: dusp3
Product: dual specificity phosphatase 3
Exons: 4
Coding region: 208-762 (184 amino acids)
Biological process (GO): cellular response to epidermal growth factor stimulus; negative regulation of signal transduction; regulation of focal adhesion assembly
Cellular component (GO): cytoplasm; nucleus
Molecular function (GO): protein tyrosine phosphatase activity; protein tyrosine/serine/threonine phosphatase activity; hydrolase activity
Source: RefSeq, a predicted model, not a curated record